UGUGUGUACGAACGCGCGCGCGCGCGCGCGUAGAAGACGCAGCUAGGACGGCCAUCUGUCUCCUCUCAGCCGAGGGGGGGGAGGGGGGGGGGGCGCGGUAGAUUCCGGGCUGCCACAUGGCAGACCCUCUUUAGGUGCCGCUGUGCGUACAGGAGCCCGGGUUGGGGAGAUAGGGGAGGAGGAGGAGGAAGGGGGAGGCUUAGGCCGGUAGGCAACUAUAUAGGUCCGUAGCACUAAUGCGCGAUGCGUGUUCCGGUCAGAUAGGUUGGCCAGUCCCAUCCUUCGCCCGUCCUACGGCCUCUCUGCGCCCUGUGUUCGCGUUCCGGCGUUCGUCGCUUGGCCUGCUCGCUCGCUCUGGCUCUGGCUCUCUCGCCCUCACGUCCGCCCACACAGCCCACUCCCCUCUCGCGCGCUCUCCCUCCCCCUCCUUUCCUAGACAGAUUCCCGCCGAGAGCUCGAUAUCGACAUGGCGGCGGGUUGCUACCACACGAAAAAAAAAAGAAUCCCCCCCCCCCCCAAAAAAAGUCGGUCUUCCACCACCGUCGUCGGGACCGUACAGCCUACCUAUAUAUUUCUGCAAUCCUACCUUUCCAUCCAGUCUAUCGGACCUACGCGGCCUCCUACCGGCCUACCUGACUUGCCUGCCUGCCUGUCUGCCCGGUUCGUCCCGUAUCGAUAUAUCGAUCUGACCCCUUCGUCCAGCUGGCGCGGCAAGACGUGCAUGCUGCUGCUACGACCCAGUCCUCACCGCAACGGACGACGAUAGAUAGAUAGAUAGAUGGGCACACCCGGGCGGCGGGCCACCUGGACAGAGCGG
Durotheca rogersii is the source of this 817-nucleotide messenger RNA. RefSeq lists its product as uncharacterized. Lineage: Eukaryota; Fungi; Ascomycota; Sordariomycetes; Xylariales; Xylariaceae. The transcript has a single exon. The record is from RefSeq and is a predicted model, not a curated record. The coding region runs from base 237 to 689 and encodes 150 amino acids.